AUGGGCGAUCAUUGGGGCAUGAUGUGUAUUUUACGCGGCGAUACGCCUAGUGCAGUGCGUUUUAUUGGCUGCUCUACCACCAAACCAGCUCCACGCGUUUUUGAAUAUCAACAACGACAACGACAGCGAAGGCGAAGGCAAAGCGAAAAAGAAAAAGACGGAGGACAAAGACACGAAAGAGCGGACAAGGAGCGAAGGAGAGGGCGGCGAGGGGAGGACAAGCGGCGGGCUCGUCGAGGGCAGGAUUCGAGCCCAGGUUCGACGGCUGGCCGGCCCGGGCAGCUUACAAAAGGGCCGUUUCAGCGUGAUAACCACUAUAGCCGACCGCGAUGGUGGACGAACCUAACUAUCGGCCGGGAUGAUCGAAUAAGGGAAUCCCGCCAGGGGCCGUUGAGGAGUCAGGCAAAGACGGACACACAGACAUGGAGCCGUUGGGAGCCUGCGAGGGCCUGGAUGGCUGCCACAAGUCGCAAGCCAGCUAAAAGAGAAGGCUGCUGA
This is a messenger RNA of Nannizzia gypsea CBS 118893, 498 nucleotides long. RefSeq lists its product as hypothetical. NCBI's taxonomy places the organism in Eukaryota, Fungi, Ascomycota, Eurotiomycetes, Onygenales, Arthrodermataceae. The transcript has a single exon. The record is from RefSeq and is a predicted model, not a curated record. Bases 1 to 498 code for a protein of 165 amino acids.